This is a messenger RNA of Cyanistes caeruleus (blue tit), 2476 nucleotides long. The record is from RefSeq and is a predicted model, not a curated record. Lineage: Eukaryota; Metazoa; Chordata; Aves; Passeriformes; Paridae.
CGAAAGGUUCAGCUUCAAUGCCACGGCCGCCCAGCCGCAGUACUUCAAGUACAAGUUCCCCGAGGAAGUGGAUUCGGUGAUCGUGAAGGUGACCUCAGCCAUGGCCUUCCCCUGCUCCGUCAUCUCCAUCCAGGACAUCCUGUGCCCCGUCUACGACCUGGACAACAACGUGGCCUUCAUCGGGAUGUACCAGACCAUGACGAAGAAGGCGGCCAUCACGGUGCAGAAGAAGGAUUUCCCCAGCCAUAGCUUCUAUGUGGUGGUGGUGGUGAAGACAGAGGACGAGGCGUGUGGGGGGGCUCUGCCCUAUUAUCCCCUCUCCAAGAAUGCCUCUCCAGAUGAGCCCGUGGAUCAGCACAACCGGCAGAAGACACUGGAGGUGAUGGUGUCACCUGCCAUAACCUCCGAGGCCUACGUGCGCAGUGUUCUCUUCUGCCUCGGCAUCUUCCUCUCCUUCUACAUCCUCACGCUGCUCAUCGCCUGCUGGGAGAGCUGCCGGCAGCACAAGAAGAAGGGGCUCCUGGCAGCCAUGGAUUCACCCAGCCUGGACACAGCAUCGCUCCUGGGUCACUCCCGCAGCAUCCCCAGCUCCUUCCUGAACCACGGCCCCUACGACAGCUACGGCUACGGCUCCUUCGGGAACGGUUCCUCCAGCAGCACCGAGGGCAUCACAGACAGCCUGGGCUCAGCAGAAGUCUCCUACAGUUACGUGGGGGAGCGGUCACUGGAGAACGUGGCCAGCCGGCCGCGCCUGGACUCGCUCAGCUCUGUCGAGGAGGAUGACUACGACACGCUGGCCGACAUCGACUACGACAAGAAUGUCAUCCGCACCAAGCAAUACCUGUGCGUGGCCGACCUGGCGCGCAAGGACAAGCGGGUGCUGCGGAAGAAGUACCAGAUUUAUUUCUGGAACAUCGCCACCAUCGCUGUCUUCUACGCGCUCCCCGUCAUCCAGCUCGUCAUCACCUACCAGACGGUGGUGAACGUCACUGGCAACCAGGACAUCUGCUACUACAACUUCUUGUGCGCCCACCCACUGGGGAACCUCAGCGCCUUCAACAACAUCCUCAGCAACCUGGGCUACGUCCUGCUGGGUCUGCUCUUCCUGCUGAUCAUCCUGCAGCGCGAGAUCAACUACAACCGCGCGCUCCUGCGCAACGACACCCACGCCCUGGAGUGUGGCAUCCCCAAGCACUUUGGGCUCUUCUAUGCCAUGGGCACCGCCCUCAUGAUGGAGGGGCUGCUCAGCGCCUGCUACCACGUCUGCCCCAACUACACCAACUUCCAGUUCGACACCUCCUUCAUGUACAUGAUCGCGGGGCUCUGCAUGCUCAAGCUCUACCAGAAGCGUCACCCGGACAUCAACGCCAGCGCCUACAGCGCCUACGCCUGCCUGGCCCUCGUCAUCUUCUUCUCCGUGGUGGGCGUGGUGUUUGGGAAGGGGAACACAGCUUUCUGGAUCGUCUUCUCCGUCAUCCACAUCGUGGCCACGCUGCUGCUGAGCACCCAGCUGUACUACAUGGGGCGCUGGAAGCUGGACUCGGGCAUCCUGCGCAGGAUCCUGCACGUGCUGUACACGGACUGCGUCCGGCAGUGCAGCGGGCCCAUGUAUGUGGACCGAAUGGUGCUCCUGGUCAUGGGGAACAUCAUCAACUGGUCGCUCGCUGCCUACGGCCUCAUUGUCCGCCCCAAUGAUUUUGCUUCCUACCUGCUGGCCAUCGGCAUCUGCAACCUCCUCCUCUACUUCGCCUUCUACAUUAUCAUGAAGCUCCGCAGUGGCGAGCGCAUCAAGCUCAUCCCUCUGCUCUGCAUCAUCAGCACCUCCGUGGUCUGGGGCUUCGCCCUCUUCUUCUUCUUCCAGGGGCUCAGCACCUGGCAGAAAACGCCAGCUGAAUCCCGGGAGCACAACCGUGACUGCAUCCUGCUCGACUUCUUCGAUGACCACGACAUCUGGCAUUUCCUCUCCUCCAUCGCCAUGUUCGGCUCCUUCCUGGUGCUGCUGACGCUGGAUGAUGACCUGGACUGUGUCCAGCGGGACAAGAUCUACGUCUUCUAGGAGCCUGCAGCCACCCGCUGCCCUGGGACUGUGCCAAACAAGCCGGCUGCAGCCCCGGGAGGGGGACCCACCCCUGGGGAGGGAUGUCUGCGCUGCAGUUCCUGCCAGCCACUCCGUCCCCCUCCCCACACAGCCCGGGGGUCCUGGUUUGCCUCCUCCCCAUCAGCCGGGUCCUUCCAGGCACUUUGUGCCCAUCCCUGGGCCCGUCACAGCCAAAAAUGGGGCUGGGGGGCCAGCGGAGCAUCCGUCCUCGGUGGCAAGUGACACUGGAAAAGGUGCUGCUGCUGCUCCGUGUCCGUGUGCCCCUGGGCACAGUGGGGGGAUUGGGGCGAGCGCCGUGCCAGCAGCCCCGUGGCCCCCCGAGCACGUGGGUGUGGGUCUCUCUUCAGUGCCUGAGUCGAGUGGGUGGGAGGUGGGGGG